Messenger RNA from Rhizophagus irregularis DAOM 181602=DAOM 197198, 213 nucleotides. The record is from RefSeq and is a predicted model, not a curated record. Lineage: Eukaryota; Fungi; Glomeromycota; Glomeromycetes; Glomerales; Glomeraceae.
UUGAUGAUGUAUAAAGUUUCAAUCACAAACAUAUACAAUAUACAAUAUUUUAACAGAUUAAUCAAAAGAUUAGAGAAUUUUUUAGGAGGAGUCAGGAACUUAAAAAUUUCAAAUCUGUUACAAGGUUUGGAAAAAGUAAGUUUGUACGAACUUUCGUAUCGAAUGGUGGUAAUUUCAUAUCUUUACGAUAUUGAUAGUAUUAUUACGUUAUAA